CCUGUACCGUGACAGAUAAAGCAGAUAAACGUUUGGAACAACCAUAAACCCCCCUCCUUCUUAAACAACAGCGAAUUUUUGGUACUUCCUAACCACCAUGCCAUAUCCAGGAAAACCAGCUAAAGAACUUCAGACUAUUGGAUCUGAGGAGACGUCUUCUUUACCAUCCAUCUCCCCUCUGACACCACCAACAACUCGUUCGUCUACUCAUCCAGAGGCGCCUUCACUGCAUCUACAUGCUGCCUAUGUGUACUUGGCACGAAAUUUUCGGCGUCUUCUCUUCUUUGCAUUACUAGGUGGUCUGUGUGCAUUCAGUGUCAUAUCUCAAGUGUGUGCACCUUACUCUUCAAUGUACUGUACAUCUGUGACAAGAUGGCGUCCAUUCUCUCCCUCGUACACCAGUCGAGACACACAUAGCAGCUGCAUUGAUCGCGGAGACUGUCUGGGUUCUGUUAUUGCUGCCCGGACCAUUCAUUCGCACUUGAUGCACGCGCACUACAUUGUGAACCUGAUCGAAGGAACGGGUUUGCCCCCCAUGCAUUUUUUCAACUCAACACCUGUCCGUCGGAACUUUGCAGAUCGCGGGCUUUCAUUCUACGUGAACGACGACCCCGAACGACGACCAUUAAUAGAGGACCUACCGAAGUUCUUUCACCUUCGACGGCUCAUACAUGACCAAUAUCAUCCGUACCUCAUAGAGAAUUUCUAUGCCUACUUUGGCACGAAAUCUACAAGGCCAAUUCAUAGAGCAUUUAGGGCAGCAAUAACGGGUCUAUCCAAAGCAAUAGAGCGUGAAACGAAACUCUCCAGGGCAACCCAGCAGCGGCGUGUCGUAGAGGUUGACGAGAUUCUUCGAAAAGCGCUCAACCGCUUGUUCAAAGAACUUCAAAAUAUAUUCAGACAACUUGCGGUGGACACGUCACCUUUUCUGAACUAUAUCUCUACUGUCCAUGCUCAGUCUCAGCGUAUCUCCUCUGAGCUCGAAUCCGAGGUACCUCGUGUCGAGGAGGCUUUCCGCCAGAUCCCGUGGUGGGAUUCGCAUCCAUUUGUAGGCCUCUUUGCACAUGGUAUCUUAGGGAUAAAGCCCCAACGCAGGAUGUUCACCAAAUACCAUGAAUUCUUAUCGAUGGAUGCGUCGAACAUCCGUUAUUUUGUGGAACAGGUAGCUAUCCUCCAUGAUCAUCUAGAGAUCCUGCAGCGAUACUUCCUUUGGUACUCAAACGGGCCGACUCUCGUGAACGAUGCAAAAGAUACUCCUGUCCCGACCCCUGCUGAGCUUUUAAAACUGGAGGACGAGCUUGUUGAACAACUGCACGCAGCUCAAUGGGAUACUCGUUACGCUCCCAUCCCUCCUCGUCGAUUGACAGCAAUGUAUCCGUCGUUACCCUUUAGUCCUGAUCAUCUCUCCUCGCCAUCUCAGUGAAAUACAUCAUGCUUUUCAUCUAUUUAUCUUUUCCACGUGUUUAUCAUCUUUGCAUACCGCAUCUAUCUUAUUCCUUUUCUUGCUCUUGGCUUUUUUGUACUUAGACUACGCACCGUCAUAUAUAUGUGAUGAUGCCCUAGCGACUAGAUCCGUCGCAGGCCGCGUCAUGUUGAUACCAACCCAAGUACUCGUCGUAUUUAGGCGCAGUUUUCAAUAUCAAAUACCAAACAGUUUGCGUACCAACGAAGAUCAUGUACAUUUUUGUCAUUGUCGUAAAGCAUAUUCACUCUUUGUUCUCUUGG
Desarmillaria tabescens is the source of this 1725-nucleotide messenger RNA. RefSeq lists its product as uncharacterized. The transcript has 4 exons. Lineage: Eukaryota; Fungi; Basidiomycota; Agaricomycetes; Agaricales; Physalacriaceae. The record is from RefSeq and is a predicted model, not a curated record. The coding region runs from base 98 to 1423 and encodes 441 amino acids.